AUGGAUGUAUACAAGCAAACUCAAUAUCAACACUCGUCAAAGCAUAUUCUCGCCCGUAGGGCUUUGGAUUACAAACAACAAUAUCGCCCAGCAGUAUUCAGAAGAGGAGCAGCAAUACAAUGCGGGUACGGAUACCCAAACAACAAAGAAAUGGAAGAAACAAUAGUCCUCGUCUCUGCCGUGCCAACCGAACCACCAUCAAGACGACAUUGGAAGACGGCAUCACUGCCGACGGUAACUAUUCCAUCUAAAUCCAAUGAUAUACACGACGAUGUCUCUUUUUAUUACAUCAUAAUGUUGAUUAAACAAGCUGACCCUGAUCGUUUUCUUGCUUCCUAUCCUGUUAGUUGCGGCGAUAUCUUUUGUGGCACCCAUUGUUCUCAUUAUAUUCGUCUCGACCAAAAUGUCAAUUUCAAUUUGGCCGGAUUUGCAUCGAGAGUGUGUGACAAGUGCUAUGGGGUAUAUGUACGAGCGUUAGACAAAUGCCGCAGCACGGAUUCAUAUCAAUAUGACGCAUAUGGCGAAGAAGAGGGGUACAUACAGAAGAGGAGAUAUCAAAGAGAAUAUGAACAGAAAAGUUCCAAGAAGGAGCAAGCAGACAAUGUGCGGGAAAGGACGAAUCACAGUAAUAAUAAUCAUAAUAGCAUCAACGAUUUGUUAGAAAGUUAUUUGAAAGGAAAUUGCGGAAGAUACGCAGACGAACCAUAUGUUGAAGAUCACAACAAUAUGAUUAGUGGCCAUCGGCUUUUGAAACAAUCAAACUUUGUCGUAGCAGCUCCAUCUGAUUGGGCGUGGUCUACGUUCUGA
Molecule: messenger RNA, 807 nt
Organism: Paraglomus occultum
Lineage: Eukaryota; Fungi; Glomeromycota; Glomeromycetes; Paraglomerales; Paraglomeraceae
Source: the annotation of a GenBank genome assembly